Molecule: messenger RNA, 1751 nt
Organism: Scaptodrosophila lebanonensis
Lineage: Eukaryota; Metazoa; Arthropoda; Insecta; Diptera; Drosophilidae
Gene: Smu1
Product: WD40 repeat-containing protein SMU1
Exons: 5
Coding region: 90-1619 (509 amino acids)
Biological process (GO): mRNA splicing, via spliceosome
Cellular component (GO): precatalytic spliceosome
Molecular function (GO): protein binding
Source: RefSeq, a predicted model, not a curated record
UAGUGUUGAAGAAGAAGAGAGUCUGUUUUGGUCGCCCAAGUGUUCGCUUACAUUAGUUACAUUAGUUUAACCAAUUUAAAAAACAAACGAUGUCCAUUGAAAUCGAAUCAGCCGACGUUAUCCGCCUUAUACAACAAUAUUUAAAAGAAUCUAACCUGCUAAAGACGCUACAAACUUUGCAAGAGGAAACCGGCGUUUCACUCAACACUGUAGACAGUGUCGAUGGUUUUGUGCAGGACAUUUCUAAUGGUCACUGGGACACGGUGCUUAAGGUAACACAAUCCCUUAAGUUACCGGAUAAAAAGCUCUUAAAUCUUUAUGAGCAAAUUGUUCUGGAAUUAAUAGAGUUGCGGGAAUUGGGUGCUGCGCGAUCUUUGCUGCGACAAACGGACCCUAUGAGUAUGUUGAAACAGCACGAGCCGGAGCGCUACAUACAUCUGGAAAAUAUGUUGCAGCGUGCCUAUUUCGAUCCGCGUGAGGCCUACCCUGAGGGCAGCAGCAAAGAAAAGCGUCGUACGUUUAUUGCCCAGGAGUUAAGUGGUGAAGUGCAUGUGGUGCCCUCGUCUCGACUUCUUGCGUUGUUGGGGCAAGCGCUCAAAUGGCAACAGCAUCAGGGGUUGCUACCACCAGGUACAACCAUAGAUUUGUUCCGUGGCAAAGCAGCAAUGAGGGAUCAAGAGGAGGAAAUGUAUCCUACACAGCUUUUUCGUCAGAUUAAGUUCGGCCAAAAGUCACAUGUGGAGUGUGCGCAAUUCUCACCUGACGGACAAUAUCUCAUUACUGGAAGCGUGGAUGGAUUUUUGGAAGUUUGGAAUUUUACGACCGGCAAGGUGCGAAAGGAUUUAAAGUAUCAGGCACAGGACCAGUUUAUGAUGAUGGAACAGGCUGUGCUGGCUUUGAGUUUUUCGCGGGACUCCGAAAUGGUGGCUUCCGGUGCCCAGGAUGGGCAAAUAAAGGUUUGGCGCAUCAUCACUGGUCAGUGCUUACGCAAAUUUGAGAAGGCGCACACGAAGGGUAUAACCUGCCUUCAAUUCUCCCGUGACAACAGUCAAGUACUUAGCGCUUCCUUUGAUUAUACCGUGCGGUUGCAUGGUCUUAAAUCUGGCAAACUUCUUAAAGAGUUCAAAGGCCAUACCUCGUUUGUUAACGAAGCCACAUUCACGCCGGAUGGCCACAGCAUGCUCAGCGCCUCUUCUGACGGCACUGUAAAAGUUUGGUCCCUCAAAACUACGGAAUGUGUGGCUACAUAUAAAGCGUUGGGCAAUGAACUGGCUGUCAAUACUGUGCUGAUUUUGCCAAAGAAUCCAGAACAUUUUAUUGUCUGCAACAGAUCUAAUACGGUCGUCAUCAUGAACAUGCAGGGACAAAUUGUCCGUUCAUUCUCGUCGGGCAAGCGCGAAGGUGGUGCCUUUAUAUCGGCGACUCUCUCGCCUCGCGGUGAAUUCAUUUAUUGUGCUGGAGAAGAUCAGGUGCUCUAUUGCUUCUCUGUCUCCUCGGGCAAGCUGGAGCGUACAUUGAACGUGCAUGAAAAAGACGUUAUCGGUCUCACGCAUCAUCCACAUCAGAAUCUAUUAGCUAGCUACAGUGAAGACGGUUUGCUUAAACUAUGGAAGCCCUAAAUUUUAAAGUCGUUUGCCCUAAGUGUCUAUAUAACUUGCAUACUAAGUUUUAGUUAGUAGCGUUAGUUUUUAUCUACUAAAAUAAAUACGUAUGUUUUCUCAUACAAGUUGGGUAAAAAAGACCCAAAUCAA